Molecule: messenger RNA, 5559 nt
Organism: Babesia bigemina
Lineage: Eukaryota; Apicomplexa; Aconoidasida; Piroplasmida; Babesiidae
Exons: 1
Coding region: 1-5559 (1852 amino acids)
Source: RefSeq, a predicted model, not a curated record
AUGGGAUUUUUGAGUGGAGUGCUUGAUGCGGUGAAAGAUGAUCCAAGCGUUACAACGUAUUACACUAAGAUGGAUGAAACACUCCAAAAAAUUAAAGACAAUAUGCACAAUCCUGGCGGAUUGUCUGCGGCCGUUGACGCUGUGAGCACGGCGCUGGGGGAGUGGGAUGGAGAAUUAAAUAAAAGAUGCACUGACGUAAAAAACUAUUUUAAUAAUCUAAAUUCUGACAAAUUAACUCAAUUUAAUAAUUCACUUAACGCACUUAAUACAUGUGAGCCUAGUGACGUGGCCGCCCGUUUGGGUGAUUGCAUAGAGAAGGCCAAGGACGUGUCCGACGCCUUCGACUGGGCUGAGGGAGCGUACAAUCAGCUCGACAAAUCGCUUAAAGAUAAGUUGAAAGAUCCCGUAAAUAACAUAAAAGUGCAGGUGAAAUCGUUCGUGGCGGCGGCAAAAAAUGAGGAGUUGAAGACGGUGGUAGAGACGGCGGGGAGGGAGCUCAAGACUCUGGAGACCCAAGUGAUUGCUCACGCUACACAUUGCGUGACUCAGAUGAGAGAGAGUCUUGAUGAGCAAAUGGUUACACUACUUAAAAAUAUAGAUACCGCGAACAACAAAUUGAAGCAGUGGCUGGCAGCGAUGGGAGAAUGGAUUAAUGAAACAAAAACCUUUAUUGCUGAAUUACUGCAGAAACGCGCGGAUGAAAUAUUGUAUGAAGUGAAUGAAGGUGCAGAAACUUGUAAGCGUAAGCAAGUAGCUCAAGCAAUUCAGGUAAAUGAAUUAAAUCUAGAAGGCGCUGUUGAAGACUUGGAGAGAUGGAAACGGGAAGCUAGUGAAGUUGUAAAGAAAGGUCUGUGGAGAUGCCAUGACAUAUUGGAUAGAACAAGUAUGGAUCAAUCGCAGAUAUCGAUUAAGGCUAAGGAAUUACAGGACAAAGCCGUUGAACUCCGAACGGCGGCAAACGCUGCGAUUGAGAACAUUAAGCAACACGUAUCCCAAGCGCUGCAGGCUGUGAAUGAUAUGAAUGAGGAGUUAAAGGGGGAUUUGGGUAAGAUGAAAAACCAACUUAAGCAGGCGUUGGAUGGAUACGUUAGGGGCGAAAUGGCUGGAAAAAUCAAAGACGCACUUGAAGUAGAAACUGAUAGUAUUGCGAAACGAGAUGAGAGUACAGCACUGGCUGGAGGAUUCUUAGAUAAUAUCGUUUCCGGUCUCCACAACUAUGCUAAUGAGUUUAAAGAUGCAUUCCAAGCGACCAUUCAGAGCAUAGUUGAAGGCACAAUAAAGAGUGAGGGUAUGCAGAGUGGUUAUCUUAACUGGUAUGUUGGCGACAAUAAAACGAGUAAUUAUUUCAAGAAUACAAUAGAUGGCCAAUUAAAAAGCGAUAAAGAAAUUCUAGGUAUCAUAACCCAAACUGUUCAAAAAGCAAUUAGCGAUACGAUGAAUGAACAUGUCAAAAAUGUCAACAUCAAAAACCAAAAUGAUGCAGAGAAAAUUUUGGAAGAUAUUAGUGAAUGUCUCACUAUUUUUACAUCCAAUAUUAAUGGUCAGGAGGAUGCCAUAUUGCAGGCGGUGGAGACUGCAUUGAACAAAGUAGAUAAGUGGGUAGACCCCGCUAAAAAGACUAGCCAUAAUAAACGCUACAUAAAUAAAGUCAUCUCAAUCAUACUCGCCGCUGUAAAGUCUGCCGCUACUGAUGCCGCCGGGGAAAUCGGCAGCAUAAUUUUAGACUCCAAUAUCCAAGAGAUGAAGAAAGCGAUUGACGCGGUUAGAAAACUUGGUGAGGAUCUUAAAAAAAAGUUUGUUGUGUCACCCGGAGUCACUACCGCCAACCUUGGGGAUGAUGUGACAAAGCCUAUUCACGAGAAACUAAAUCAAGAAAUAGGGAAUGAAGAUACAGUAGGUGCACGUGCUUUCCCUAGCAGUGGCAAGCUUAAACUCGAAAAGCUUGGGAAUUAUAUACUCCACGUCAAACAAACAUCGGACAUACUGGACGCGCUUAAGAAGGGAGAACUGCAAGGCACUGAAGGUGAUCCAGGCACACUUCCAACUAAAAUUAACUAUAUAAGGAAAGAAGGCCUGAAGACGCUAGAAAGCGGCGGAGACAUAUCUAACAUUCUCAACUCAGGCAAAGGCAUAUUCGAAAACUCGUUCGGAACAAUCAAAAAACAGCUCGGACAGAUAAUUACACUAAUCACUGAAAAGCAAGAUGGGCGCAAGUAUUUCGACGGUUCUCAGGAUAGGAAGAAAGGUGUACAUACGCUGCUGACCGAGCUGAAAAAUGGACUUACUGAAGGUGUUGAAUCUGUUUUUACAAAGGGUUUUGAGGAAAUCAAAAACAACGUUGAAAGGUUGAAAAGCGGUCAUAUUUUGGAUGUUUUGGAGAAACUCAACAGCCUCUGCGAUGCUGUUAAAAAUUCAAGCGAGUUUCUCACAGGGAAUUUGGGUACACUGAAAAAUGAUGUCUUCGACCGCAAGCUAAAAAACUUAAUGCAUGAUCUUCGUGAGCUACAACAAACAAAGUUGGCUCCCUUGAUUGACGAAGCGCAAAGAAUCAGAAAUUCCCUAAACUCACAAUGCAAGCAAUGUAUUUGGGACAUCGAAAUGUUUGUGUCUCAAGAAGUUAACAGAAGUACUAAAGCAAUCCAAAAUGAAGCCCGAAAGCAGUAUAACGCCAAAAUCAGCGAUGUGUUUGAGAAGUUAAAAGCGAUAGUGCAUUACAAAACUGAGGAGAUUAAGAUCGUAAUUGAAAAAGAUAAAAAAACGGGUGUUAAAGGUUUUUUGAGGACGAUAUAUGGAAUCAAGGUGACUGUAAUAACAUUUGCGCUUCCAGAAUUUCAGACGUCGGCGUCAUUGCUUGCACCACUAAAACAAGCAUUCACUAUUAAAAUAUUCAAGGACCUGUCAUCCAAAUUCCAUGCCUACGUAACAAACAUUUUACCGUACAUUGAAGACGAAAUAAAAAUUCCGCCACAGCCUAGGAGUGCGGCAGCCAUAUUUGCUGACACUGAUGAAUCCAAAAAUGUAAAAAAAAUUAAUGAAGAUCUUAACAACUUACUUACUAAUUUAAUUGAUGCAAAACAGUCUAAAAACUAUAAUUACGAUCACCAAUUCACCUCCCUCCUCUCCACCCUCUCCUCCUCCCUCACCUCUCUCCACCCCUCCGCCUUCGCCAACCCCCGGCACCCGGAGCUGCUCGAUGCGGUCAGAGCGGGGCUGCAGGGGUUUGUCGAGCAGAUGGAGCGGGUGUAUGUGAACGGGUAUGAUGGAGGUUCUGAGAACGUUUUAUUGGUAUAUGCAAACACCGAAAAUGUUACAGAAGAAGGAAAAAAUUGCGCCAAAAUAUUUUUGACGGUAUUGGAGACACUGUAUAAUGAUAUGCUGAAAUUAAAAAAAACGUGUGAUGAUUCUAAUAAUAAGCAAAAGCAGAUAAAUCUGCAACAUGGAAAUAAUCUUGGAGUAUUUUUCAAUAUGCGAGGCUACAAAGUGAGUGCGGAUAUAACGAAGCAGGAUGGUCAGCUGAGGAAUAAGCCGGAGUGCACGGGAGCGCAAGUCAGUGAUUUAUGUCACAAUGAAAUUACAAGCGCGGCGGAGGGAACCAAAGAGUUAAUGCAGAAAUUCAAACUCCUUACAGACAAGGGUGCCGUGAAACUUAUCAAUUUACUUGCUUGCCUAAACCACCAUAUGUCGUAUAACUAUUACAGGGCUUGCCAUCUCAUCAACCGCCCAAAUUCUAAACCUCCUACGACAAUAUAUCAAAUGCUGCAAUGGCUGCCAGGACUGAUGUUUAAUCCGAUGUAUGGCAAAGUUACGAGCUACCUUAAGGAACUCUUCCCCAAACCUAAAGCAGAUGAAGACAAGCCGUAUGAAGCUAUAUCCGAUACAUCACUUAGCCUGGAAGGAACUUCGAGUCUUACAGCAAAAAUACUGAAAGACAGGCUUGGGACGGUUUGUGUAUAUUCCCAUGAUACACUUAUGGCCAUCCUCGGUCACGGCCAUUCCAAAGGCCGAUAUGCCUGUGAAUUCUAUAUUAACGCCGAUAAUUUAAAUUAUCCUAGUAAUCCAGCUGCGUGCUUUGACAUGCUUGUGGAUAUAUUGAAUAGGGUGUAUCACCAAUUUCGAUUCUUGUAUAGUCAGUGUCAAAACGGACCGGAAGCCGGAGGUUGGGGUGACUGUCAUUACGGUCAACACGUCGGUGGAUCGUCGUGGACCUGUAAUGAAAAGCAGUGUGCCAUCCAAUUAUGUCCCCAGCUGGCUGAUCAAAAGGCCAAGCAAACGGCUGACCAAAACGAUGACCAAAAGUGCAGCCAACACCCUGUGUGCGGUGUCAAGUCUCCCCUCCAAGCAUACCUCGAAGACGGCCUACAAGGUUUCCUCCCUCAUCACCUUACUAAGGUGGGAUGUGGAGUCAAGUGCUCAGUAGGCAACCACUUUGGCAAGCCGUGUCUAACUCCCAUGGGUUUCGCUGACAUCGGAAUUGCGGCGUCGCAUACGAAAAAAGGUAAGUACAUAAAGCAGGCCCUUUCCGGUUUCUGCGCUUACAAAUCACCCCUCACUCAACUGUGCGCUCAGCUAAACUGUCUCCUGCGGCGAUCACCGCAGACACUUGGUGAAAUGUUCUCUUUCUACCAUAAAUUCCUUAUGAACUGGAACAAUGUGGGUAAGGAGCAUAAGAAGCAGGCAUUUGAAUCGGCAGUAAAAGAAGCCAACUUCGGAAACAUAGAAACAACGUUGGAUGUUGUUUGCAUACAGAUGAGCAAGAAGCACGACAGUCACAGUACUGGUAUACGCAAGCAACCCAAAGGUGAAUUAUUCAGUCUUAUAUCCUGUGAGGAUGACACAAAACCAGGCUUACCCUGCGGUCCAUACUUACAAUCAAUCAGCGACGAUAUAACAACGGUCUUCUCUAAGAAAAACGCUCGCAACUAUUUGUCGUGGGUUGUGUACAUGACCGAAACCUUUUAUGAUCUUCUAGCACAGUUGUAUAAACAGUGCUGCAAUCAGUGUAAUAAGAAGGGUAGCAGAUGCUACGACAAGGGCUGUGACAAAGACUGUCAGGUUCGAUUCAGCUAUGGAUAUGAGGUGUCCAAUGAGCGAGGUUUACCGCAAGGCUUUGAUACUAUUAAACACAGAACCUCCUGCAAUUCCAUAGUUCAGUGCCGCAGUACUCAUGCGCUUAUAUACGCUUGCGGGUUUACGUUCGGCAGCCCAUAUGCAUUACGUGGCGUAAAUGAUAGGAAGUUGAAACGUACAUGUGAAGAUUUCUGCACAGCCUUGGGCAGAGUAAUAAGCGAUGUCGAAGCAGAAGACGCGCCACUCGCUAAAUUAAUCUACGUCACCAUACCUAACUUCCUUUUCCAAAUCCGCGCCCCCUUCAUCUGGCUCAACGUCGCGCUCUGGCUCCUCUCCCUCUUGUACCUCCUCCACAUCAUGGUCAUCCGCCUCGACCUGCUCCACAUCAAAUCGCAUUUGCAUAGUCCCUCAUCACAUCGCAUCGCUGCUCAAUCACUACUUGCUGCUGGACGUGUUAACAAACUUAACAGAGUGUUUUACCUGCAACCAUAA